Sphenostylis stenocarpa is the source of this 1497-nucleotide messenger RNA. The record is from the annotation of a GenBank genome assembly. NCBI's taxonomy places the organism in Eukaryota, Viridiplantae, Streptophyta, Magnoliopsida, Fabales, Fabaceae.
AUGGCUUCUCAUUCCUCCGACGACAAUUUCCUGAGGAACUUCUGGAUCCCGUGCCACGUGCUGGUGCCGGAAUCCGUGGUUGAAGGUAGCAAAAUCGAUAUCGACGGACCUAAGUGUCCGGUGCUCGUCUUCGUUAACUCCAAGAGCGGUGGUCAGCUAGGAGGAGACCUCUUGAAAACGUACCGUGCGCUUCUUAGUGAAAAACAGGUUUUCGACUUGGGGGAAGAUGCUCCUGAUAAGGUUCUGAGCAGGAUCUAUGCUAAUUUGGAAAAUCUCAAGCUUCAGGGCGAUCGAAUUGCCAUAAAGGUCAUCGAGAAAUUGAGAUUAAUUGUUGCAGGGGGUGAUGGAACAGCUGGCUGGAUACUUGGAGUUGUUUGUGAUCUCAAAUUAUCUCAUCCGCCACCCAUUGCCACGGUUCCAUUGGGCACAGGGAAUAAUCUACCGUUUGCAUUUGGUUGGGGGAAGAAGAACCCUGGGACAGAUGAACAAUCGGUCAAGUCAUUUCUAGAUCAAGUAAUGAAAGCUAAGGAAAUGAAAAUAGACAACUGGCACAUUCUUAUGAGAAUGAGGGCUCCAAAAAAAGGUACCUGUGAUCCAAUUCCACCUCUUGAGUUACCACACUCUUUGCAUGCCUUCCAUCGUGUAUCUGAGGCAGAUGAGCUUAGUAUGGAAGGCUGCCAUACUUUUCGUGGGGGAUUUUGGAAUUACUUCAGCAUGGGAAUGGAUGCUCAAGUCUCCUAUGCAUUUCAUUCUGAACGAAAAUUGCAUCCUGAAAAAUUCAAAAAUCAGUUGGUAAAUCAGAGUACUUACGUUAAGCUUGGAUGCACACAAGGAUGGUUUUUUGCUCCUCUUUUCCACCCUCCUUCCAGCAACAUAGCACAUCUUGCAAAAGUAAAAGUCAUGAAGAUGCAUGGUCAUUGGGAAGACCUGCACAUUCCGUCCAGUCAAGGGGAACAAGAGUCUCCUGGUGGCUUGAAGUCAAUUGUAUGUCUCAACUUGCCUAGCUUUUCUGGUGGAUUGAAUCCAUGGGGUACACCGAACAAGCACAAGAGGCGUGAUAGAGAUUUGACACCUCCAUAUGUAGAUGAUGGCCUUAUAGAGGUGGUUGGCUUUAGAGAUGCCUGGCAUGGGCUUGUUUUGCUUGCUCCAAAUGGACAUGGAACUCGCCUUGCCCAGGCACGCAGAAUCCGCUUCGAGUUUCACAAAGGUGUAGCAGAAUAUACGUUCAUGAGGAUUGAUGGGGAACCGUGGAAACAACCUCUCCCAGUUGACGAUGAUACUGUUCUUGUGGAAAUUUCUCACCAUGGCCAGGUUAACAUGCUCGCCACUCAUGAAUCCAAAUCUAAAAGUGUGAAUGAUCCGUCGUCUCCAUACCAUAAUGAGGUGGAGGAAGAUGAUAGUGAUGAGGAAGACUCUAAAGCAGAUGAAUUCCGGAAGUUUGGUGCAGCAGAAACAUUUAAAAUCCCAGACGAGGUAGACGUCGCUCAUCUUAGUUAG